AUGCCGACUGAUAUCACUGAAAAUACUACACUAGCUACACCUAUGAGUACAACUACAGAAAAUAAUACGAAUGAAUCUUCAUCAUUAAUAAUACCAACAACAACAAGUAGUACACAAUCACCUCCUUUAUCUUCGUCUCUUCAAACAACAGUUCGACCAAAUUCUCCAAUACAAACAUUAUCCAAACAAUUAGAUAAACUACGACGUUUUCUUAGUACAUUAUAUCAUUUUGGUUCGGAUAUUUCAAAUGAAAUUGGUGAACGUGUUCGAACAUUAAUAUUAGCAUUAGUUAAUAAUGCUUUAUCUGUGGAAGAAUUUCAUGGAAAAUUACAAGCAGCAACAAAUUUUCCAUUAAGACCAUUUGCGUUACCAUUUCUAAAAUCAACAUUACCUCUUUUACAAAAAGAACUUUCACAAAUAGCUCGUCAAUCAAAACAAACAAUAAGUCAAUUUAUUGUUCAACAUGAAGAUUUAAUAUUGCUAUCACGAGAGACACUUGAAAAUGAUGUAACACAACCAAAAGAGCAAUUAAAUGAAAAUGGAAAGAGAAAAUUAGCUGACGACAGUUCAAAUGAACUUGAUGAACGACCUUAUGCAACAAAACGUUCAACAAUUAAUCAUCGUACAUAUACAAAUCCAAUACGACGAGAUAAAGAUCGUACAUUUAGUUCUUAUCUACGUGAAUAUACAGCGGAUUAUAAAGAUAUAGAUGAUGAUUGGAAGAAUGCUGAAAAUAUGCUUAAUUAUAUAUUGGAAAUGGUAACAAAAAGUAAACGAGUUUUAUUUAUGUUACAACAAAAAGAUAUUCAUCUUCGUCGUCUUAUUGAAACAAAUGAACUUGAAUGGAGGCGAAGACAUGCUGAAUUAUUAACACAAACAGAUGAUCGUAUUGCUGAAGUUCGUCGAAAAGCAGAAGAAACAGUUUUAGAAAUCAAGCGUCAAUCGAUAAUUGAUUUACAAAAAGCAGUUACACAAAGUGAACAAAAAUCGAAUGAUAUUUUACUUCGUGAACGUGAACAAUAUCAACGAUUGAAAGCACAAACAUUUGAAGAAGCAUAUGCAAUACUUAAUAGACAAGAAGAUGGACCAGAACAUUGUUGGCAUUGUGCUCGAAAAGCAAUUGAAACAUGUUCUGGUUGUAAUAUAGCACGUUAUUGUGGACAAUAUUGUCAACAUCGUGAUUGGGAAGCACAUCAAAGAUUAUGUGGACCAGAUUUAAAACGAAAAUUACAUGAUAAUCCACAAAUAUAUCGUCAUUCAAUAGCAAAACCAAUAUCUAUAAAUCAACAUAAAGAUGAUUCAUUAAUACCAACUACUCAAAAUGUAUCAUUUCCACCAAAAACAAAUAAUGACAAUGAUAAAUCCGAAUUCGAAACUGUGGUUAAAACUGAAAGUAGUUGA
Molecule: messenger RNA, 1401 nt
Organism: Adineta steineri
Lineage: Eukaryota; Metazoa; Rotifera; Eurotatoria; Adinetida; Adinetidae
Source: the annotation of a GenBank genome assembly